Messenger RNA from Lineus longissimus, 1067 nucleotides. Its product is annotated as guided entry of tail-anchored proteins factor 1-like. The coding region runs from base 8 to 568 and encodes 186 amino acids. Gene Ontology annotation, molecular function: protein-membrane adaptor activity. Gene Ontology annotation, cellular component: GET complex. The record is from RefSeq and is a predicted model, not a curated record. Gene Ontology annotation, biological process: tail-anchored membrane protein insertion into ER membrane. The transcript is spliced from 5 exons. NCBI's taxonomy places the organism in Eukaryota, Metazoa, Nemertea, Pilidiophora, Heteronemertea, Lineidae.
UUGCAAAAUGGAGAACGAAAAUGAAUUUCCUGAAAGUUUACCCGAAUAUUCAGGUUUUAGUUUGCUUUUUGCCAUUCUUGGUCUUGUUGUCACGUUCUCUAUAUUUCCUUUGAUAUCCGGACAUGUUGUAAGAAUGCUGACUAAUCACCUGCGGGCCGAGGAAGAUGUAGAGAAGAAACUGAGACUAGAGAUAGUAGAGCAGAGGCAAAAGCUGAAGACCAUUCACAUGGUUGAUGAGUUUGCAAAAUAUGCCAGGGUGGAGCGGCAAAUCAUCAAGUUGACAGAACAAAAAAAAAAGUUUGAUAGCAAGAGAGGUGACCUGGUCCAAAAGCUAAAGAUUGGUGUCACUGCUGGUUUUCAUAUAGUAAAGGUUGUUCUUACUCUUCUACUGAUGUGGUUCUAUCGCCAUACUCCCAUCAUCAUCCUACCAGAAUCCUGGAUGGCCCCACUAGGCUCAUUCAUAUCAUUGCCAUCGGGAGUGUCAGGUGGCAUUGGUGUUGUGUUUUGGUUGAUAGUCUGCAACACGUCCAUCAAUCAGCUCAUGAAGGUGUCAGGAACAGUCAAGUAAAUCGACACCACCACUAUUGGAUUCAAAGUUGACUAGGUGCUGAACUACUUGUAUAAGUCUAGAGUUGCUGGAAUGAUGUGUCAGUGUGGCUCUUGAAGCUGCUUUGAUACAUCUUCAGAUGGAGGUUUUACAUGAUAUUGAAUCUCUCAAGUGUCAAAUACUAUUUGAUGCUUGUCUUUGCUCAAGAAAUGAUAUCACAAUCAUGUCCUGAUAGACAACUAGUGGAUGGAAAUGAUCCGAGCUAUUAAAUGAUAUACAUGCUGCUAGUGUCUCUGGUGUGACUAUUGGGUGGGUUUCAAGAUGUGGACCAACAAGGUUCUGUAGUUGAAACACCCCCCAAAAGCUUGGAGCCAGUACAGGAAAUUCAGGCCGGAUGCUCAUUAUGUGCUUGGAGAGAAUGUUACAAUUAAUGUAUACUGUCAGUUAAACAGAAUUUGAGAAGUACUGCUUGUUGAGUACAGUCUUGUACAUUUGUGAAUAAAGAAAAUCAUUAUUUUUU